This is a messenger RNA of Hyla sarda, 4299 nucleotides long. RefSeq names its product phospholipid phosphatase 5 (gene PLPP5). Gene Ontology annotation, molecular function: phosphatidate phosphatase activity. Gene Ontology annotation, biological process: phospholipid metabolic process. The record is from RefSeq and is a predicted model, not a curated record. NCBI's taxonomy places the organism in Eukaryota, Metazoa, Chordata, Amphibia, Anura, Hylidae. Bases 250 to 1050 code for a protein of 266 amino acids. The transcript has 9 exons.
GGCGGGGCCAUGACGUCAGAGGCUGCUGUCAGCUGUGGAUGGGAUGAAGGCUGAUAAUCAGCCGCUGGGAUGAGGGGCUGUGUGCGGUACACGUCAUCAGCCAGGACUGUACGGGAGCGGCGCUCAUGACGUCAUCACUGGUAGUGGAUUCAUGUGAUACUACUGCCUUUAUAAGGGGAGUACCCUUUUAAAGUAAAAUGCACAACGUGGCUGCGUUUGGCUCUAUGCAGGAUCAACUAUUGCAACAGGAUGGACAAAAGAAUCCUGGAAGGCUUUGCAGCGGAGUUCUUUAUCCGGGUGCUGCUCCUGGGGAUAUUCCUGAUAACAGAAAUGAUGCAUCCGUUCCAGCGCGUCAUACAACCAGAAGAGAUGUGGCUGUAUAGAAAUCCCUAUGUACUGUCGGAUCGCGUGCCCACCAACAGCAUGUUUCUGAUUUCGAUUUUGGCCCCUAUUACUGUUGUGGUUGUAGCCCGUCUUUGCCGCCGAGCAGAUAUUAUCGAUUCCAGGGAAGCUAUUUUUGCUGCCAGCCUUUCACUUGGUCUGAAUGGCAUCUUCACCAACACAAUAAAGCUUAUAGUUGGGAGGCCUCGUCCAGACUUCUUGUUCCGCUGUUUUCCAGAUGGUCGGGAGUCACCAGGUCUGGAUUGUACGGGAGAUCCAGAAGUGGUGAUUGAGGGAAGAAAGAGCUUUCCAAGUGGCCAUUCCUCAUUUGCCUUUGCUGGGCUGGGCUUUACAGCUCUGUACAUAGCCGGGAAGCUUGGGAGCUUUUCCCCUAGUGGUCGUGGACAUUCCUGGAGAUUGUGCAGCUUUCUGUUUCCCCUGCUAUGCGCUGCCUCCAUUGCUCUGUCCCGGACGUGUGACUACAAGCAUCACUGGCAGGAUGUGGUGGUUGGCGCCAUUAUCGGAUUCUUCUUUGCAUACCUCUGCUACAGACAGUAUUACCCUCCAUUAACAGACAGAGAUUGUCACCAUCCAUACCGGAACAAGGCCCGCGUCUCAGGCGCUCAGGAGAGGAAGCUGAGUACUGCAGGCUACGCCCUGGAUGUAUAAGUGUAGAAUGGGACUUUACAUUCCUAAUUUAUUGACUUACAUCUGCUCCUGGUACUGGGCACAGCAGCCAUAUCUUAAAGACAAGAUGGCUGCUUUGUCAGGAGCAAAACGGUAAUUUAUUACUUUUCCAGUAACGGUGGGUAUGCAGGUAUUAUAGCUCUGGUGCACAUGAUGGACAUUCUCUGUAUAAGGACCAGCUAUAGAUACCAUAGCAGAACCUGAUCAUUGCGAUUAAGUCAAGGUAGGUCCUGACUAAAUAACUGAAAUCUACCAUGUCACGGUAAGUCAACCAUGUGUAGGCAUCACAUGAUGUAAAUGUGCUGUAAAUUAUUUCAGUAGGACCACACAUUGCUGGAUUUAAGGGGGUCAUCCACUCUAGACAACCUGGUUCUAUAGGACCUAUUAAGGCAAUUUUAAAGGGUACCUACUCUUAAUGUACAAUUUUAAUUAUUUUUUUUAAUUUUUUAUUGGGGGCUUUGAUCGUUCUUGGGCCGCUGCUCCCACCCUUUGCAAGGGAAUUUGCUGCCUGUUUUAAAGGGAACAAAUGCGCAUUGCUGUGUAUGCAGGCUGUAAUGCCCUGUAUACCUGUUCAAGGUAAUAGGGGUGAGGGGUGGUCUCAGACUUGGGUCACCCCAUGGAGAGCUGUAACCAGUGUCUUGAACACAUCCAAAGGGAAGACUGUGGUGUAAAAUUCUCAAGACAGAAUUGUAAUUCCUUCUUUAGUGUUUUGACAUUGAAAUAAUUCUCAUUCCUCAACUUAAAGGAGGUUCUCUGCCCCUAGACAUCUUGUCCCCUAUCCAAAGGAUAGGGGAUAAGAUGUCUGAUCGUGGGUGUCCCUCACUACUGGGGACCCCCCGCGAUCUUGGCUCUGGGACCCCAGACAUCUGGUGCAUAGAGUGAACUUCACUCCCUGCCGGAUUACUGGCGAUGCUGGGCAGAGGCUCGUGAUGUCACUGUCACGCCCCCUCAAUGCAAGUCUAUGGGUGGGCCUCCUGUAGACUUGUAUUGCGGGGGUGUGGCCAUGAUGUCACGAGCCUCCGGCGCUGCACCCGAUACUCUAAACGAAUGCCGGGUGCAGCAGGGAGAUUGCGGGGAUCCCGUUGGAUAGGGGAUAAGAUGUCUAGGGGUGGAGUACCCCUUUAUGGCACACAGUGCCUCACUUUUUUUAAAUAAUAAUCAGCAUUACUAAUGCUUUACUUUUAUAGAAUAAGGCUAGAUGUCUUACUCCUCCAAAAAUGGCAUUUUCCUUGUCCAUGGGCUGUGUCUGGUAUUGCAGUUUAUCCCCUUAUUGACAGUUGUUACACUGAGAUAUGGGUUGCAGAAUAGAAAAUCCACAUUGAAAUGGCUCCUCCUAACAGAUUAUUUUAUUUUUUUUUUAGUUAUGGUUUGAAUUUUUUUAAAAAAAAUUGCAGAGAAGUCGCAAGCAGGUCAUAGUUGCACAUAACUUGUAUUGAGGUCAGCGAAUUGAAGGUGUGUGCAACUUGUGGCCAAAAAUUCAUAAAGUGUGAAUUUUGUGGGACUGUCCUAUUAUGUUACAAAGCAGCUCCCGUGACAAUUAUGUGAUCACAAUUAUAUGUAUAUGACAAUUAUAUGUAGGCAAAAAUUUACUAUUAGGGCUCACAUUACAGAAUUCCCAACUGGAGAAAUUCCAGGCGUAGACUCCUUGGACAGCAGGUGCAUAGUAUGAAUGGUACUAGGAGGGUCCCCUUACCUGCCGCCCGAUCACUGAUUCAAUGAUGUAGCCUGGCUUAGCCAGGCCAUAUUAGUGGAUUACCGAUCACACUGUAUAAUGCUAUGCCAUAGUAUUAUACAGUAAAUGCAAUCCAAUGAUUGCAUAUAAAAGUCUCCUAUGGGAACUUAAAGUGUAUAAAAAAAAAAAAAAAAUAAUAAUAAUAAUUAUAUAAAACCCCCUCCCCUAAUAAAAAAUAUGAAUAUCAAAUCCUCCCCUUUUUUAAUUUUUUCAUUUUACAAAAAAUUUUUUUUUUACAUCAACCACAUCGUAGUGGAAUUAUUUUUUUUUUAAUAAAAAGCGAUCGCUUCUUUACAGAGGUCUUCUUAAAAAUGAAAGCAGCGAUCUGAUUGGUUGCUAUGGGCAACUUUUCCUUUGGACAAGUUUUGAUCUCCCCAUUGUACCCAUAAAAACUACAGAUCACGGCGCAAACAAUGAGCCCUCACACAUCCCCGUAUAUGGAAAAAUAAAUGACAAUUUUAUGCAUACCAAUUUUGUUUAAAAAAAAAAAAAAACUUUUUUUUUGGUACAAUAAAAAAAAAACUGUAUAAAUUAGGUAUCGGUUUAAUCGCAUUAACCUACAGAAUAAAGAUAAUGGUAAAAAUGAUACAUUUAGUGCACUGCAUAAAAACCAAACCCCCCUCAAAUGUUGCAAAAUUGCAGUUUUCUUAUACAUUUCUGCCCAAAAAUAAUUUCUUUUGGUUGUGCUGAACAUUUUAUGGUAAAAUUAAAGCUGUCAUUACAAAGUACAAUUGUUCGCACAAAAAAAAUAAGCCUCCUAUGGGUCUGUAGGUGAAAAAAUAAGUUAUGGAUUUUAAAAGGAGAGGAAGGGGAAAAAAAAGGAAAAUGCAAAAAUGAAAAUUGCCCUGGGCUUCGUCCUUAAGGGGUUAAAUGUUGCAAUGCAAAAUACAGUCCAUCGAGAGGAGUGAAACUGUGUAGAAAAUAUUUUGUUCUUUUUCUAUAACCCUUUUUUAGCCAUUUAUUAAUCUGUUUGUUUAAAAGGGUUGUCCAUCCAAAAAUGUCUUGCCUCCUAUCUAACAGAGCAUAGGGUGUCUGACCGCUGGGACCAAACACCCCCAAAUCAACUCCCCCUGCACGAUUAAUAGAACGGUUCUCAGUGGUCGGACCCCCUGCCAUCAAAUACUUAUCCCUUAUCCUGUGAAAAGAGGAUAAGAACAUUUUCAUUCCCUGGACAUUCCCUCAAACUCUAUCACAUAAGAAAAUACCUCAUAGCGGGGGAGACAUUGGUUUGUUGUACAUGUAUAAUAUCUUUCUGUGCGUCCUUCACAUUUCAGCAUUUAAUUUUGUCCUCACAUCCUGUGGAUUCGGAAAAAGAGGACUCUAAUAGAACUUUAACACCGUGUAAUUUGCUUUUAUUUCCUCCGUGCCCGUUUUGUCCCGUUUUCAUACACAGGUCACACACCCGGAAGUGUUGUAGUGCUAGUCUUUAUAUUUGACUCACCCCCUGGAGACAUUUGGGGGAGAUUUAUCAAAACCUGUGCAGAGGAAGAGUGGUGCAG